Molecule: messenger RNA, 897 nt
Organism: Cajanus cajan (pigeon pea)
Lineage: Eukaryota; Viridiplantae; Streptophyta; Magnoliopsida; Fabales; Fabaceae
Source: RefSeq, a predicted model, not a curated record
AUGCCCCGAGACACCAUUAGGCGGCAAACUAACCAGAAUGAGGAUGGGAUGGAAGAGUCGUACGUGGACCGGUCUCAACAGCCUAACCCGUCGUCGGCCAUCGAGCAACUGAAGGCCGAAAUGAUGGAACUCAAAAGGCUCCGAGAAAAGGACGCCCACGAGCUGUCGCUCUUGAGAAAGGAGAAUGCAGAGCUAAGAAGCGAUAACCGAUCAUGGCAUCCGUCCCACGAUAUCCUCAAUACCCAAUCAACCCGGGAUCAUGGGGAAUCGUCCGGAUGGUACAAGGAAACGAGGGACCCUAGGCCUACAGCAGGAGUGACGACUACUACCCUUGAUCAACAGCGACGACAGGGAAGGACUCCAUUCACCCCGGACAUUGCCGGAGCCCGUCUACCCGACAAUUGGAAGAAUCUGACCCUGGAGAAGUACGACGGAACAGCCGAUCCAGAGGAACACCUUGAUGCGUUCGUUACCCAGGUCAGUUUGUACACCGAGGAUGACGCAAUUAUGUGUAAAGUUUUCCCCACCUCACUGAGGGGGCCGACACUCAAUUGGUUCACGAGGCUUCCCCCCGGAUCAGUAGACUCAUUGACGGCCCUAUCUUCCUGGUUCGUGAUACAAUUUGCCACGAGCCGUCCUCAUCAGCUCACGUCAAUCGCAUUGGUUAACAUCCGCCAAGAAAAGAAGGAACCUCUUAGAACUUUCAUGGAAAGGUUCGAAAAAAUGACAUUAUCCAUUCAUAACUUGGACCCGGCCGUAGCAAUGCAUCACCUGACCACGGCGCUGCGGCCCGGACCCUUCGUCAACAACCUGUGCAAAAAACCACCCCGAGACCUGGAUGACCUGAGGCAGAGAGCCACGAAAUACAUGCAGAUGGAAGAAUUGGCCGAAUUUUGA